Etheostoma spectabile (orangethroat darter) is the source of this 5367-nucleotide messenger RNA. It is a transcript of the gene iffo1b, whose product is annotated as intermediate filament family orphan 1b. The transcript is spliced from 9 exons. Lineage: Eukaryota; Metazoa; Chordata; Actinopteri; Perciformes; Percidae. Bases 482 to 2383 code for a protein of 633 amino acids. The record is from RefSeq and is a predicted model, not a curated record.
AUAAUGGAGCGCCACUCUACUCUAGUGUUUACGGUAUCCGUGCUAUAAUGCUCUUCCAAUCCCGCAGCACUUGCUCCUGCCUGCGGUCACAUCUUACUGCCAGAACUUCAGUGACGCGGUUACACUGGAUUUCUGUUAUUCAUUCACGCUCUGCGUCCUUUUCUUCGUUUAAUUACGUUUAUUUUGCUAAACAUCUCUUACAGAGAGGUGCCGUAUUUUGUAUCCUUGCUCGCAGCCAAUUUUUUAGCCGUUUUUUUUAUGUUUUGUUGCGUGCGGUAGAAAGCACGGAUCAUCAGCCGGCAUUAAGACCUCAGCUUUAAGGAUACGAUUCUUAUUUAGAAACGGUUAGCUAGGCCAAUUAUCUGGUGGAUAGGCUACUGGCGGUUUGUGCACACGUCUUUAUACGCUUUACAGCUAGGGUAGCCUACUUAUUAUUUAUCCGUUUUAUUCUGUUGUAGCAAGACAAUUCCCGUCCGUGUUCAUGCCAGAUCUGCAGCGCUUUAGUUUUCCAUACCAUAGCAUGAAUCCUUUGUUGGGUGCCAACACGCAUCUCCAACAGCAUCAGAGUCAAGCUCCCGGACACCCGGACUCUCCUUCAGGCCUCCUGUCAGACACCGUUUUCGGUGGACCGGACCCGACGUCCUUUUUUCUGGGUGAGCAGCACGGGCAGGGGCCUGAUCAUCCGGGGCCUGACUUCCCCGCAUCCUCACAGACUUCACUUUACCUCCACCAUAACCACAGUCACUACCAGCACCUCGCUGUGCCACAUCCUCCCGCAGCCAUGGCUCUCAGAAACGACUUGGGAUCCAACAUCAGCGUCCUCAAAACUCUCAAUCUGAGGUUCAGAUGCUUUUUGGCAAAGGUACACGAAUUAGAGCGCAGGAAUAAGAUUUUAGAGAAGCAGUUGCAACAGGCGCUGGAUGACAACAACUGCUGUCAAGGUGGAUGCGGUAAGGGCAGGGGGCACACCCAGGAGGCAGGUGUACAGACCGGAUUUAUCGAGACCAUCCCGCUCAGGCCCGGAUCCCUCCCCUUCCACAACACCAACAACUCAGCCAGGAGGCCUACAACACUGUUCACACCACCUCUCACAACAGCAUCCGCAGAAAACUCCAGUUCAACCCAAACAAAUGCCACUUGUAACCCAGCCAUCACCAUCAGCCAGGCCUCUCCCUGUGUGGACUCCCCUGGCUCUGGCUCUAAAGGUUUGGCCAGCACCAGCGCAGGUCCGGGGAGCUCCACCAAUCCCCCUCCACGGUUCCUCCCAGGCACCAUCUGGUCCUACAACCACACCCGCAAGUUUGGCCCUGGCGCGGAGCGUCUGACCAGCCCAGGAGUGUCCUGGGUGCACCCUGACGGAGUCGGGGUCCAGAUUGACACCAUCACCCCUGAGAUAAGAGCCUUGUAUAAUGUGCUUGCCAAAGUGAAGAGGGAGAGAGAUGAGUAUAAACGCAGAUGGGAAGAAGAAUACACUAUGAGGAUGGAUCUGCAACAGAAAAUUGGGGACCUACAAGAGGACCUGCAGGAGAGUGAAGGCUGUCAGGACGAACUGGCACUCAGAGUUCAGCAGUUAAAGGCAGAGCUGGUUCUCUUCAAAGGCCUCAUGAGCAAUAACUUCACAGAUUUGGACAGUAAGAUCCAGGAGAAAGCCAUGAAGGUGGACAUGGACAUCUGCCGCAGGAUUGACAUCACCGCUCGUCUCUGUGACGUAGCUCAGCAGAGGAACUGUGAAGAUGUGAUCCAGAUGUACCAGGUUCCUAACAACCAAUCAUCCCUAAACUGCCGCCGGAAACAUACUCCUUUGUCCUUUAACGGAAGCGAGUGUGACGAACCUGUCAGCACCUCUGAAAGCGAUGGGGGCGGGGUCAAAGACGAAGAGCACUGUGGCUCAUCAGCUAAUCAAAUCAAUGAGGAGAUGCAGAGGAUGCUGAACCAACUUCGUGAAUGUGAGUUUGAGGAUGAUUGCGACAGUCUGGCCUGGGAGGAGACUGAAGAGACGCUGCUUCUUUGGGAGGACUUCCCAGGAUGCACUCUGCCUUCUGACCCCACCCACCCACCAGGAGAGGAAGACUGUCUGGAAAAGGUGAUUAAUGACACAGAAUGUCUUUUCAAGUCCCGAGAGAAGGAAUACCAAGAGACAAUUGACCAGAUUGAGCUGGACCUGGCCACAGCUAAGAGUGACAUGAACCGACACCUCCACGAGUACAUGGAGAUGUGCUCGAUGAAGAGAGGCCUGGAUGUUCAGAUGGAGACCUGCAGAAGACUUAUCACACAGAGUGGAGACCGUGACUCUGCGGCGCCUACGUCUGCUGAGGACGGUGACCAGAGAGAAAACGGCAGGUCUUCGUCCUCUCCGCCUUCCUCCAGUGCUGGGAGAUCUUGACACUUCCUCACUCCGGCAGUAACAGGGGCUGUGGUCACGUAACCUUCACUGCAUCCAGCUACAGUACUACACGGACGCAAUACACACCUGUAACUAUGGCAACACCAUGUUUACAUAUGAACCUCUUUUAUUUACGGAGUCAUAUUGUAAAUUCCUCCUGCUGUCCAUACAAGUCAACUUUGGUUUGACGAGACCUUAGCACUGAAACUGAACUGGACACUGAAACUAUGAUUGAAUAGCAGAGCUGGAUUGUUGUCAUUACUACUUCAUGCAGACAGGUCAUUGCCCUGCAGAGAGGAGAGGUGGGACCUUGUCAUCUUGUGUUUGACAGCAGUAAUCAAGAAAAUUAAUCUAAUAAUGGAUUGUCCUGUUAAGAUUCAGAAAGUUGAGUAUCCUGAAUUUAUUUUAAGUAAAGGGGCUGAUGUUCUUGCAGUGCAGGGCAGUAUACUACAGGAAAGCAUAGCAUGACUUAUUCAAUCCAGACACAGUAAAAACACUUGAUAACCCAGGCAUCUGAUGCUAAUCAAGAAUAUACAUGUUGUAGGGUUACUUCAUAGAGUCCACUCCACACAUAUUUACAGUCUUGUAAUUACGUUCUUUCGCUAAACAAACAAAACGCACAGGGAGCAGAAUUAGUCAGUUUGAUAUUGAUAAUGAUCAGUCUUUAAAGCCUAAUAAGAUGUCAUGAUUCAGCAUUCUACUGCCUUACAGCUACAGACUCACAACUUGCUUUCCAGAGGCAAAGCAAACAUGAAGUUACAAAUAAAUCAUAUAUCCAUGCUUUAUUUAGCAAACAUAAUAAUGAAUUAAGAAAAAGAAAUUAAAAUUUUUGUUUUAUUGGGAGGAAUCCACCUUGAAACAUUGUUACCAUGUUACCCAAUGAUGAUGUUCUUUGGAUUUCUUGGCUCUCCGAGAGGGAACUGUUACAUUAAAUCUACAAAUAAACAUUUCAUAACGUCACAACAUUUUAAUAUUUUAACUACGCUUUAACAAGGGGUUGCACUUUGGUGUCAGGCUUAGGAAGAGCAGACAACACCACACUAACAUUGCAACCCUCAUAUACAAAUAAAAUUGAUCCUAGAAUAGCCACCAUCAUCAAUUUGCUAGUGGGAAUUGUUAAAAAUUAAUUUCGAAAAUAUCUAACUAGAGCACAGACAAGGUAAUUUACAACAAUUCAGCCAUCUGAAAAGCAUUGAACAUCGCAGACAAAACUGUUAACGGUGCUUAAUAAGAAACCAUAGAGAAGAAUGUCUGUCAGUGUCAGAGGGAGUCAGUGUUGGCUCUUUGUUUUGCUCUCUGCCAAUAAAAGUACCGUGUGAUGAAGUGCACUGACACCCAAGUGUCAUGUAGCUGUCGGUAAUUAGUUUCAUUUUCAGCAGUAAUGCUUAGAUCAGAGUCAGGCCCUUUAUUUUUCAAGCAGAGCUGCAUGUUUGAGCAGAAUAACUUUAAAAGGAGAACGUAAUAAUGUAAGUUAGCUGUUGAGUGCCAAAAUAAAAUGGUCAGAUUGUAAAUAAACAGGUAAUUUCUGUAAAAACAAAACAAAAAAAACAGUGUCUAGAUAUGGCUGCCAAAGCUAUUUCACCAGGGUGCUUGAUGUAUAAAAUAAACCUGUUUUUGAGCCUGUUUGCACAAAAGAAGAGCAAAGCAAAAAUGUAUAUAAAACAAUUAGCACUAUUGUAAAACAUAGAACAUACAAAUGUUGACACACUGGAAAAAGAAAACUAUAUUUCUUCCAUUGAUAUUGCCUCAUUUUCAUAUGUUGAAGGUGGGGUACUAGAAAUUUAAACACAAACACAUACCUCAUUUUAACUUCAUUUGUGUUUUUCAGGGCACAUUUAACCAUGAACUUUAACUCAGACACACUGCUAAAGUAAAACAUAUGUUAGCAUACUGCUUGAAAUCAUCCCUGUCAGGGGAAUGCCCCCCCCCCCCCACCCAUCACUGCUCUAUUAUCAGACACAGUUGUUUAAAUAUAGUCCUGGCUGUAGUGUCUUCUGUGUGGUUGUACAAGGUGAAAUAUUUCUUCUGCUUCUACUACGACUCACACUAAAAGACUUUGUUUUAAUAAUAAUGAUCGCUUAUGUAAUCUCAUGCAUGUGUGGCCGUUGGAAUUAGCUGAAUGCUAAUCGCAGUGUUUCUACUACUGUUUGAACACAGAAGGAGGAUGUGAGAGAUGAAUUGUGUGAGACAUAAAACACACUAUUUCCCUUUGUAUAGUUUUAAGCACUGAGUGAGUCUCUAUGUAUGCAUGUGCCAGUGUGUAUGUUUUGGGGUGUUAUGUCUGUACAGUGAGUGUUUUUAAAAAGACUUUUACUGGGGCAAAUGUACAACAUGAAGAAGAAGGAAACAUAACCAGUCCAAUUUGAUAUUGUCUCUAUGUUUUGCAUUUGAGACUAAGCUGUCUUUUUGACAGAAAUCACCUCAAAAUUGUAAAUAUUCAAAUGAAAAUGGAGUUCUUUUUUCCAUUGGUACUUUUUCUUUAUGAGUGUAUGUGGUUGCCAAACAAAGUCAAUUUAAAAAUAACUCAAGUUAAAAACAAAACAAAGCGGAACUUCUGAAACGCAAAUGCUUUAGCAAAUUGACCGUAAGAUGGCUUUGAUAAUAUAUGUGUAAAGGAAAUAUAGCUUUGAAUAUAUACCUUUGUUCAAAGAGUGCAAAUGAAGAAUGUCCACAGUCACACACCUGGAAAGAAACUGAUUUAAGACAAAAUUACCUUAUUGCUCUAUUUAGUUUUUAAAUAGGAAUGAUUCCGGUUAAUAAAAAAAAGAAAGAGUUUUUGACACUUCUUUACAGAAAAGACAAAAUACUGAGAUUCAGUUUGUGUCACAAAACAAUUUGUUGAUAGUGUUGUUGAUCAUGUACUCCAGAUGUGUGACAAUGCAGCUUUAAACACCAAGACAGUUAUUAAGGCUAAGAAGCAACACUGCAGAGCUACAGUAUGUAAUGUGUCAAGAGAGACUGAAAGAAUAAAAGAUGUAACUGAG